AUCAAGCUCUCCACGUCUGUUUCCAUGCUCAGGGUUGUGCGUGGCUCCAUCGAAUUUCCACCAGAAUGAGUGCACGACACUUCCCCCCGGAGCUCGCAGAGGAGAGCGACACUCACCCAUCCCAGUUUGAGGAGGAGUACCUCGCAGUAACUGGGCUUGUCGAACUGCCUCCUGUCUCCAGACAUGAAGAAGAUACCCUUCCUACCUUGGCGGGUCAUGGCAGCUCCGAUGCUUUUGAAGACGAAUUCUCUGCACAGAUGCAGGAGGAAGAACUACACCCAGGUCCUAUGUUGCCUGAUUAUGAUCCUUUCCCCAUUGCAGCCGAAAGCCAGUUCACUCUUCCAGCGCCCGGGGAAGAAGGCUUUGGACGCAUGCUCGCCGAACAGAGUCUUUCUUUCAUUGCGCCCGAAGACCAGUUCACUAUUCCAGCGCCGGCGGAAGGAAGCUUGGGACCUAUGCUCGACGAACGAGAUCUCUCCUCGCCUUAUCGAGUAAUCACUCUGCUUCAGCAAAUCUUUACCCGUGAGGAAGGUUAUUCGUAUAUUCACAUGAGAAAGACGGCUGACUUUAGCUACGAUGUUAUACAUGCCUGGCAAGCUACGUCCGGACCGUUCUUCUGCCUCCUCACCGAACCCGGGCCCCAAUUCAACUGGUGCUGGUACACAUAUGUUCAGCUUAUAGCCCAAGAGCUGGAGACAAUAGAGAGAUGGGCUUCCCCGGAUACACCGAUCUGUGGGAUUGUUUGGAUCGAUGGACAGUUCCGUAUUUACGAAUGGCGUCGCGUGGGCGGCGUACCUGUCGCUCGGCCUGGGGGCGCCUUGCAGCAUGAAGGUGUCAUCGAAUUCAAUAACGCUGAGCAUUGGGGGUUCCUCGUGAACUUUCUCCUGCGCUUGAAGGGUGGCUUAAACUUCUACAGAGACUAUUACAGCAUUUCCGAGGCGGACAUCCAGGGCAAUCGCCAGAACUGA
This is a messenger RNA of Aspergillus homomorphus CBS 101889, 968 nucleotides long. RefSeq lists its product as uncharacterized. Lineage: Eukaryota; Fungi; Ascomycota; Eurotiomycetes; Eurotiales; Aspergillaceae. The record is from RefSeq and is a predicted model, not a curated record. The transcript has a single exon. Bases 66 to 968 code for a protein of 300 amino acids.